AUGGAAGCAUUACUUAAACCAUCAAAAACGAAUCCUAGAGGGAUCCCUGAGGCACCUUUCAUAGAAAAGGUUGAGAAUAUACUCAAGAAUCCUGAAGCAGACUUUGAUAGGACUAUGAAAGCGUUCCAAGACCGUUUACAGCAGUACAAGUACAUGGAGUUGUCCAAGAAACAGCAAUUGGGAAACUUGAAGGUGAAAAUCCCGGACAUUGAGAAAAACUUGGAAGUGAUAAGCCAUAUCAAAGAGAGGAAGGCUGAGGGCAAGGACGAGGAUGCCGAUGAACUCGAAGAAGAGGAAGAAAAUGUUAUUGAAACGAAUUACGAAGUCAACGAUACGUUAUACACCAGAGCCAAAAUCAACGUAGAUACCUUGAAUUCCGUUUACUUGUGGCUAGGAGCUGAAGUGAUGUUGGAAUAUCCAUUGGACGAGGCCGUGCACUUGUUGGAAGAGAGAUUAAAGAACAACAAGGAGCUGUUGAAGAUAGUCAAGGAAGAUUUGGAGUUUUUAAAGGAAAAUAUAACCACCAUGGAGGUCAACACUGCUCGUUUGUACAACUGGGACGUAGAAAGGAGAAAGAACUUGAGACUUGCAGAAGAGAAGACGAAGAACUUGAAGAUUAGCAAUUAA
Messenger RNA from Dujonia railenensis, 627 nucleotides. Lineage: Eukaryota; Fungi; Ascomycota; Pichiomycetes; Serinales; Debaryomycetaceae. The record is from the annotation of a GenBank genome assembly.